AUGAGAUUAAAUAAAGACAUGAAAAAAAUGCAGAAACUUUCAGCGAAUUGUAUAUUUUUUAAAAUUUUCACUAUUGUUAUAUUUUGUAUAUUACAAUGUGCUAGCCAUAUAGAAAAUGAUAAAUUACCUUACCUGCAAGGUGAAAUAAAUAUGGGUAAUAAAUUAACAGCUCGUAGAUUGGCAUCAUUAUAUAUUUCAGAACAAAGAUAUAAAAAGAUUGAAAUGAAUAGUAGUAGUGAUUUGGAAAAAAAAUGGAAGAACAUAUGUUUUGAAUGGAGGAGAGAUUUGAAUGAUAUAUGUAAGCAGAUAUUUUGGGAAUUUAAAAAAGUUUGUAUAAAGAAUAAAGUAAAUGUAGAUAUAGAAAAUGAUACAUGGAAAACUUGGCGAGAUGAAGUACAAGAUCGUAUUAAAAUGAAAGAAGAAGAAGAUUAUCAAGAUUAUUUAAGAUUUAAAGAAACCCAAUAUACAACUACAGAUAUGAAUAAAUUUAUAUAUGAAAAAAUAGUAUCGUUUAAAUUAUUUAACGAUGAAUUAUUGAGUGAAAAGGAUUCUUUCAUUGAAUGUCUCGUAAAUAAAUGGUUAAAAUAUAAAGAGGAACAUUUCGAUAUCAAAUCCGUUAAGUAA
Molecule: messenger RNA, 624 nt
Organism: Plasmodium falciparum 3D7
Lineage: Eukaryota; Apicomplexa; Aconoidasida; Haemosporida; Plasmodiidae
Source: RefSeq, a predicted model, not a curated record